Messenger RNA from Sabethes cyaneus, 6140 nucleotides. RefSeq names its product tyrosine-protein kinase hopscotch (gene hop). The record is from RefSeq and is a predicted model, not a curated record. Gene Ontology annotation, molecular function: ATP binding; cytokine receptor binding; non-membrane spanning protein tyrosine kinase activity. Gene Ontology annotation, cellular component: cytoskeleton; cytosol. NCBI's taxonomy places the organism in Eukaryota, Metazoa, Arthropoda, Insecta, Diptera, Culicidae. The transcript is spliced from 13 exons. Gene Ontology annotation, biological process: cytokine-mediated signaling pathway; peptidyl-tyrosine phosphorylation; intracellular signal transduction. Bases 1486 to 4896 code for a protein of 1136 amino acids.
AACUGCGUUGGCUCUUUCGUUUGACAGGUUUGAUUUUGAUAUUCCUCGUUCGUUAUUAUUCUCAGCUUGUUGUGUUUUGUGUAGCGCUCUCGGCAAAAACAAACUGGUUUCGUACGAGGGUUGCUGGUUGCUGCCUUUGCCUUGCUGUUCGUUCCUGCGCUGCGACAUUCGCAGAUCGCAGUUCUUUUCGAAGGUAAAAAGAUAGCAGCUAGUGCGGUCGUUUGUGUUGGUGAAAUAGUCGACUCGACGAGGAAUGACAGCUCAAAUACGAAGGAAAAUGUACGACGAUGCGCGACGGCUUUCGAAAAUUUAGAGGAAAAAUCUGUUUUUAGUGUUUCGGUGCAAUAUUUCUGGUGAUAAAGGGGUGGACCAAAGUUGUCAAAAAUUGGUGGUAUAUUGAAAUUCUAAGUGCGUGAAAGCAGUAUGCGGUUCUGGUGGUAAGUUUUCGAGCUGUGUUGGAAUUUUGUUUAUCGGUGCGAAUUUCUGUGGGACAGCAGGCUGUCUGAAAUGAAGAAAAUAUACGAAAAGAUGGCUCUUGUGGGUGCAAACCGAGGCUCGAAGGAUCAGUAGUGAAACUGUUGUUUGUGAUUUCCAUGCUGCCUGGAUGUAAGAUCUUAAUUAGUGGCACCGAUUAUCUGAACAGUUUCGUUGCUUUGUGGCACUGGUUAUGCUAGAUAGAUGACGACGGUAUAGUUGGGGCCGAUUGGAGUUCUAAGUCUACAUAUCAACAGAGCACAGUACUUUCCUUGUGGCUUUGCCGAGUAGUUUGCGUUCGAUAGAUCGUGAUAUUGACAUCGAAAUGGUGUUAAUUUGAUUGAUUGACUGGAAACAUGGCAAGCGCAACGGUUACUCCAGUGCUUUAAAACCUACCGGCGCAUUGAUAUCGUAGAUAAUAUCGCACCAGCAACUAGCAAUGAUUGGCGCGGCGUGAUGUGUCUUGUCACUGGCAGUCAUCAGGGUAGAUGUAAUGAUUGCUGUGUGGUUGCUCCUUAAAUUAGUUCCAUCUGUUAUUUACUUGGUGCUCUGAACGGUCGAUUACUAGAAAAAAGUAAACUAACGUAAAAAUAGUGCAAGUGUCGUGGGUAUCUGCCCUGGAACCUGUAGCGGUCAAAACCAGAUAGAGUAGCAACAACAUCUCAUUCAUUCGGCUCUGCCUGACCGUACGGACGUGUGAUUGUACUGUGCUCCUAGUGGUAAACAAAUGUAGUGUUUUUAUUUCCAGUGAACGCAUGUGAUUGGAGUUUCCCGUCUUGCUGUUUUCAUUUUUAGUUGCAUCAUAAUAAUGAACUGUAAAGUGUGAUAACGAAUAUACACCAACUAGUGGAUCGGCAGACGAAAGUCAGCGUAAAAAUGAACAAAAAACGUUGAUAACGCUAUUUUCGCUAGUACAUAAUAGGAGUCCAGUAGGAGGAUGCUGUUUUAGUGAAUGUCGGUGCAUCGAAUCAUAAACGAGACUGCCAAUACUCUGUGCUUUCCUCCGAGAUCAUGUCCGAUGAGUGCAAAUGUCAGGUGUACGUUUAUUUGAAAGAUUGUUUUAUCGACGUUCCGGUUAGCGACGAAGAUACCUGCGAAGAUCUUUGCUUGGAGCUUUGCCAUCGGUUUGGAAUCGGGCCCCUGGUACAACCGCUAGUGGGCUUGCGGAUAUACGAAGAACGAUGGUUUCUGGCACCGUGUGCCCGGCCCCAAGCCGGCAAGAAAUACGAGUUUCGGGUGCGAUUCAAGAUUCCCAAACUGUCGAAUCUGAAAAAGCUGGACCGUGCCCUGUUCAAUUACUACUACUACCAGCUGCGGCACGAUCUGCUGCAGAGCAAAAUCACCGAGAUCGAGUACGACGAGUACAAAAACAAAAUCCUGGGCUAUGUCGUCAACGAUAUGUACCGGAAGAUGGUCGAGGAUGGCGUGACCGUGAACGACCUGAAGCGUACCUAUGACGAGUACAUCCCGCGCAAGAUCAACAAGGAGCACUCGCUGCUGUUCUUCAACUGGGCCCGCUCGAAGGUGUUUAAUUCGCUGAAUAAGAUCUGUUAUAAGGAUCAUGAUGUAGAUUAUGUAAAAAGUGUAUAUAUCGACGAUAUAGACAACAUUGCGCCCGGUUAUCUGUACGAGGAGUACAGUGGCAGCAUACCGUACCCCCCGGAGGACGGCAUACUGAAACCGGGCAAGUGCCGAGUCAAAGUCAAGUUCGUACCCUACUGCCAGAGGGUAGCUUCGAGCGAAAAGUCGGGCAAAAAUGUGCAAAAAGAGGACGGCGAUUCGCUGCCAGGGCUGAAGGUGUUCUAUUCGCGCGAGUGGCGACACAUUGCGAAUAUUGAGGAAAUAUUUACUAUACUAGUAGAAGGUCUAACGGUGAAUAUUUCACUAAAGGAUCAGUCGAAUCUUUACUCCAUAGACUUUAACAGUCAGACUGAAUUAGAUUCAUUCGUAACGUGCUUAGCUGGUUACUAUAGAUUAAUGUGUAAGUGGACAGUGUACCUAUGUAAACCAUACUUGUACUCACCUUCGUUAAAUAGACUAACGGAACUAAAAUGUCAUGGGCCUAUUGGAGGAAAGUUCUCCUAUCGUAAAAUAGCAGAGAAGAAUAGCAGCAUCGGUGCAAACAUCGUACGUCAGUGCGAAUCCCACUGUGACACUUACUACGUAGACAUUCUGGAACGCGAGAAUCAGAUGAAGACUUAUAAACUAACUUACGGCCAGAAUCGCUGGCAUGUGCAUCGGGAAGCCGGCGAAGUGAGCACCUACGACGAGCUGCUGGACGCGCUACGAAAUCUCAACCCGGAUAUCAAAAACCUGUACCGGCUGUCACCGACGGAGCACGACAAGUCGCCCAACCUACUGCUGUGCCUGCCCGAAAGCGAUAUGACCUCGAAGCGACUGCUGGACGCGCAGGAAAUGCGCCAGAUUCGACCGCAGAUCGUUACGGCAGCUAAGGAGUUGGUGAUCAACAGAAAUGCAUUGAAGAAAGAAGCUGAUGGGUUUUUCGAACGCACUAGAGCUGAACUAUUGCUUCCAAAUAAUGCUAAAAUGGAGGUUACGUUGCGACUGCUCCGAAAUGAUAAAAAAGACGAAUUUUUGAGUGAUUUCCUUCAAUUGACCGAUUUCUGGGCAAACGUAGACUCGUUGGACAUUAUUAAGUUGUACGGCGUUACUUUGUUCAAACCGGUCGCAAUGGUGCUGGAAAGCUACCGGGAAGGACCGCUGGAUGAGUUUCUUCGGCGACAUCCGCGUGUUUCACUUUCGUCCCUAAUUGAAGUCGCCCAUUCGCUGGCGCGUGCUCUCUAUUAUCUGCAGGAAAACGGACUCGUUCACGGUCGGCUACGGUGCUCGUCGAUGUUGGUUACGCAGUACGAACGAAAUGAGAACAGAAUUGUUGCGAAGCUUGGUGAUCCGGGACUGCGCCAGCAGCAACAAUACACUGAGCGGGAUUUGCUUUGGGUACCGCUGGAGUACCACGAGCUAGGGCCAAGGGAAGUGCAAUUGUUGAAACAGGACAUGAAGGCCGAUGUGUGGGCCUGUUCGACGACUCUGUGGGAAAUAUUCAGCCGAGGCAAACGGUUGUUGGUGAAAAAUGCAAAACAAUUCCUGGCCAGCGGGCAUCGGCUGGGAGCACCAGCGGAAUGCAAAGAUAUUAAGGAAAUCUACCAGUGCAUGUACAAUGGAUGGUUGGUAGAUCCGGACAAGCGCUUUGCUCCGCAGAUGAUCAUUUCAAAAUUAGUUCAAGCCAAGCAAAAAAGCAACUAUUGUGUGAUAGGCAACGGUACAGUAAACGGAACAACGAAUUCAACCAACGGUUCUUAUUCUAAGCAAAGCAUUUUGUCCAUAGAAACUGAUUCUACUUUACUGCAAUCUCGCGUCGAUGUGUCCAGUUCGUCCUACGUGAGCAAUGGCAGCGACUGCGAUGGUGGCAGUAACGCAUCCAGCGAGUGUAGCUCACAUCCUUUAAUCUCAAACGGGGGUUCUAGUCAUUACAGUGCUGGGUCGUACAGUGGAUGGGGCCAAAGCCAAGCCGAGCGUUUCCUGUAUGACUGUCCGGAUUUCAUCGAGUUACCAUACGGUGCUAAGGUCAUAUUCCAAGGCGAACUGGGACAGGGUCACUACGGCAAAGUCUACCGGGGUUGUAUCGACGAUGGAAAAUACUCGAUCCAGGUGGCGCUGAAAACGAUCAACAAUUUCGGCAACGCAAUGGACAUGGACAAAGCGGUCAAAGACUUUAAGCGGGAAGUUUCGAUUAUGAAGCGGUUAAACCAUAGGAAUAUUGUUAAGUUUAUUGAUUUUAUCGACGAGCCGGACAAGCUGGUAGUGGUUAUGGAGUACGUAGAGAAUGGCUCCUUGUUGGACUUUUUGAGUUACAAGCGGUAUGAUUUGAAUAAGCUGAAUUUAUUGCGGUUCGCUAAGGAUAUAGCCAAUGGAAUGGAUCAUCUAUUCGAGAAGAAAAUUAUUCACCGCGAUCUGGCGGCGCGCAACAUUCUGGUGCGUGAUGUAGACUGCGUUAAAAUCUCCGAUUUUGGCCUAGCACAGGUUACCGACGGCGGUAAUUACUACGUGGCGCAAAGCAGUCGCCAUCUUCCGAUCAAGUGGUACGCACCGGAGACACUGUGUACGCAGAAAUAUUCCUUCCAGUCGGACGUUUGGUCCUACGGGGUGACGCUGUACGAAAUGUUCACCUACGGUGACACGCCCUACCCGAACGUAGAAAUUCGAAAUGGCGGCCAACUGUACGACCUUAUCAUGCAUGGUGGCAUCAGACUGGAACUACGCGGCAACGAUCGAGAUGUGUAUGAACGACUGAUGGUGCCCUGUUUCAAUUUAGACAACCAGCAACGUCCCACGUUCCAGCAGCUGUUGGAAAAAAUCGACGACCUAAUUAAUCAAUAUGGCGAAUCCAUUCAGCCACUGUAAGGUAAUUUUUUUCUAUGUUUAGUAAGCAGGGAAGUCGUACGAUUGCAUGUCAGGUACUGGUACCCGAUGUGUUAGGCGCGUUAUAUUGAACAUUUACCACACGUUUGUGAGUGAACGAACGUCGCAGUUGCACUUUUUUAGGCUAGGUAAAAUAGUUUAAAUUUCAAACGAUGCAAAAAAAAUAUUCAUUUUACGGAGUACGUACUACAACAGAUCUUUAUGCUUCAACAGUUGAAGGUAAAUAAUCGAACAGUGCACAGAUUAUUUUUUUGCACGCCACUGCAAUGUAUUUAACGCGCCCAUGCGUGUAUAGAUGAGGUGCACGCACUACGAAUACAAGCUCUUAGUUAGUUAUUACUGGUCUACUUGUACUGUAAAUAAGUGUAGCUCAAAUAUUUCCAGAAACAAAAAAAAAAAAACUUGAGAAACAGUGCCCGUCUAACUAUGCAUAUGUGUCUUACGUAAUAAUUGUUACAAUUAUCUACUAUAAGUGAAGCUUUGUGCUUCGAAUCCUGACUUUUUAGCAUAUAUUAUUCAUGUUAAUCAUUGACCACUUCAAUGCCCAAAUCGAACACCGGUGGUCGUCUGGUUUAUGGUCAGCUGAAGGUGAAAGUGAGUAGUCGACAGAAUCGAAAGUUUAUUCUCAAAGUGCCACACCUAGACGAGGUCUCAGUACCUCGGUUCCCACCCCUCCGCGUCUAGAUUUAACGUUAGCGUUUUAUUGUUUAUUUUAUGUUUGCAUAUUACCUAGUGUGUGUUAUGUUAUUGCGUCCUUCUGCCGGAUUCAUUUUUUCCGGAUUGUUGAGCUUCCUGCGUGUGUGAGUGCUAAGAAGAUUUUUUCAUGUUUUUGUUGCACAAAAUCCCCUCCUAUUACGAAGCUAAUCUUCAACUUAAACUCAAUCGAGCAGCAAACAUUUUUUUAAAUCAGAUUCUACUAUAAUACUUAUUAUUGUGUUAUACAGUCCAUUGUUCGUUGCUUAUUAGCUAUCGAAUUAUUUUACUUACCUACGUUUAAUCCUAACCUAACACAAUGAGAUGGAUCAGAGAGAUUUUAUUAGUUCCAUAUCAAAUAAGAGAAAAUAAUUGAGCCUGAAAUAUAAGUAAGUGAGAAAUGACGCAAAACAUGAUCAACCUUCUUAGAUAAGACGAACAUAUUUUGAAUUUACAAUGUACUGAAAUUGAACGAGAUAACAGAAAAAAGAUUUAAAAAACUUAAAUAAAUAAGUGUAUAUGAAUGUUUCACU